Messenger RNA from Botrytis fragariae, 732 nucleotides. RefSeq lists its product as uncharacterized. NCBI's taxonomy places the organism in Eukaryota, Fungi, Ascomycota, Leotiomycetes, Helotiales, Sclerotiniaceae. The transcript is spliced from 2 exons. The coding region runs from base 1 to 732 and encodes 243 amino acids. The record is from RefSeq and is a predicted model, not a curated record.
AUGGCUGAGGUUCUGGGAACUAUUGCCAGCGGGAUCAGCAUCGCGCAGUUGGCUAGAAAUCUUGCGUCUAGCAUCAUCAAACUUAACAGCUAUUGGGACCAGAUCCAGGACCCACCCGACGAUAUCGCUUUUCUUGUGCGCAACAUUGAAAGUCACCAUGCCAUCCUUCGCAUUAUCUUGGAGAAGCAAGCGCAGCUCACAGCUUCAUGUCAAUCUACAGGUGGAUUGUUUCAGCAGAGUAUAAGGCUAUUACAAGAUGCUCCUUUGCAAUUAGACGGGCCUGUUGACGCCUUGACCAAGAAUAUCAACUCCAACCGAAAAUGGAAACGUACAUUGGGAUCUGCAAACAUUCUCUUGAAGACGGAGCAACUAAAAAGAUUGAAAAGAAGAAUGAAGAGUGCUACGAGAUCUAUGCAUAUAGCCAUUUCCUGGCAGAUGAAUACACAAGUAUCUGUGGAUAGCGCGGUCCUACCACAAACCACUAGUAUCACCGUGGAGGCUGAAACAAAACUCCCAGUGGAUCAUAGCUUUCAUAAACACGAACCGAUUCCAACCAUGAGUCGAUAUAAUUCGUCAAGAUGGAUCACAUUCAUUUUUGGGUCAAUCGGAAGUCAAAAAGUGAUGAAGAAAAACCACAAAGGUGCCUUUCAAAGAUCUAAGGCUGUAUACCACCCCCCAGCUCGGAUUUCAAAUAGAUCAUGGCAUUGUACAGCAAAGAUUUAUCCUCGCUGA